AUGGCCUUCCUCUUUGGUCACGCCAAAACUUCCUACACCCACCACCAAAGUUCCAUAUCGCUCCCCACCAAAUCCGGCUCCAAGACCUCUUUUGCCGACCUAAUAAAGUCUGCCACUCCACCAUGUCGCCUCAACCCUUUCCUAUUCAACGGUCACCUCCAGACAAUGUGGACAGCUGUAAAGGACGACGGGCCACCCGUGUACUACAAGCGCAAGAUCUACGAAUCAACUCACUCAGUCUACCCUGGCCAGUUCACUGUUGACUUCGUCGUUUCGAAGGACGAGGGAUUGGCAAGCAAGAAUGACGAGACUCUGCCCGAGAGGACAACUUUCUAUUCCGAAAAUGAAUGGACCGAUGUUGGGAGUCAAGAUACAAAGCCAAUGUUGGUGUGCUUGCAUGGCUUGAGUGGUGGCUCCCAUGAGGUUUACCUGCGGCAGUGCGUGGCACCCGUCACGUCGACAGGAUGGGAAGCUUGUGUGGUCAAUGGGAGAGGAUGUGCAAUGUCGAAGAUCACGACACCAAGAUUGUUCAAUGCGAGGGCGACAUGGGAUGUGAGACAGCUGGUUGAUCAUCUGAGGGAGCUGUUCCCAAAUCGUCCCCUUUACGCCGUCGGAUUUUCUUUGGGCGCGAACAUCCUGACGAACUAUGUGGCUGAAGAGGGUGAAGGUUGCGUAUUGAAAGCCGCGGUUGCAUGCUCAAACCCCUGGAAUCUCGAGAUCGCCAAUGUAGCACUGCAACGAAGCUGGUUAGGACUAGAGGUCUACAGCUCAGUCAUGGGAGGCAACUUGAGGAGGUUGUAUGAACUACACCGCACUGAGCUUCUCAAAGCUGAAGAGCUCGACGAUGAGAAGAUCAUGAAGUGCAAGUAUUUGCACGAAUUCGAUAGAGCGGUUCAAGCACCAAGCUGGGGAUAUCCAACAGAAACUGCAUAUUAUCGCGAUGCACAGUCAGCUGAUGCAGUUGUUGCUAUCAAAAUUCCGUUCCUCGCUAUCAACGCGGAAGACGAUCCGAUUUCCAGCAUGGAGGCGAUACCCUACGAAGAGUUCAAACAGAACCCAUAUACUGUCCUUUGCUGCACCAAUUGGGGUGGACACUUGAGUUGGUUCCAGUUUGGAGGUAGAAGAUGGUUUGCGGACGCUGUCGUGGCGUUCCUCACUAAGCUGCAUGAGGAGGUCGAUGUGGAUGAAUUGCCAGCAGGCAAGAAAGUGGAGGCGAAUGACAAGGUGCCGACGAAGAAGUAUCCCAUUUUCGACCCGUGUAACAGGAGGUUGGUAUUGCCGCCAAAAUAG
Paraphaeosphaeria sporulosa is the source of this 1290-nucleotide messenger RNA. Its product is annotated as medium-chain fatty acid ethyl ester synthase/esterase 1. NCBI's taxonomy places the organism in Eukaryota, Fungi, Ascomycota, Dothideomycetes, Pleosporales, Didymosphaeriaceae. The record is from RefSeq and is a predicted model, not a curated record. Gene Ontology annotation, molecular function: monoacylglycerol lipase activity; acetylesterase activity. Bases 1 to 1290 code for a protein of 429 amino acids. The transcript is spliced from 3 exons. Gene Ontology annotation, biological process: medium-chain fatty acid catabolic process; medium-chain fatty acid biosynthetic process.